Papilio xuthus (Asian swallowtail) is the source of this 3600-nucleotide messenger RNA. It is a transcript of the gene Lmpt, whose product is annotated as four and a half LIM domains protein limpet. The transcript is spliced from 11 exons. The record is from RefSeq and is a predicted model, not a curated record. Gene Ontology annotation, molecular function: zinc ion binding; transcription coregulator activity. NCBI's taxonomy places the organism in Eukaryota, Metazoa, Arthropoda, Insecta, Lepidoptera, Papilionidae. Gene Ontology annotation, cellular component: nucleus; Z disc. Bases 356 to 1993 code for a protein of 545 amino acids.
AGUCACAGUCCCGCCGCGGCGCUGGUCCAUCGCCCGUCGCCCCGCGUACGCCUCACCGCCUCGUCGCUCGCUACACGGUACCCGCCACUCGAUAACUUAUCAACAAAUAAUUGCAUGAAGUCAUCGAUUAAAUUAAGUGCCGCCGCGAUACAGCGCUCCUUGCUCACGCUAACCGACGCUCGCCAAUAUAAACUAUCCAACAAAUGUUCCUUCUACCAGGAUUCAGAGUGAACUUGUGGUGCUGCACGCAUGUUAAAGUUUGACAGUGAACUCUACAAGUGUCCGUGAAAAAGUUUCUUGCGAUCCGAUUGGCUGAAUUUGUUUUGAUAAUUUUCUUGUGCUGAAAGUGAACAAGAUGAAUGGAACUCCCGCUAGAAGACCCAAGAGCGCGUUUUCGGAGACGGGCGUGCGGAUAAAGGAGGUGUCAGAAGGGAGGCCCUGCGACAACUGCCCCGAACUGUGUCCCGGUUUCAUCUCGCAUCCCUGGAGGAAGACAUGCAAGUCAUGCGGCUGCGACCGGCUGCAGCACUCGGUGUACCACGAGGAGCUGGGCUCCGUGCGCGACCGGCUCGGCCUGCGCGACGCACGACUUAACCACCACACCUAUGACAGCCCUCCCGGACUCACUGCCAAGCAGACGGAAUUAUAUUGGGCUUCGCUAGCCGAGCGAGCGCCGACUAGCGUAGGGGGCGCCACUGGGUCGGCGGCGUGGCGCGCGUGGAGAAUCCGAGCUUUAGCCAUGCAGUUACCCAAACAAGACCUAUCUCUAUCUCACUGCCGACAUAUAGAUGAACAGCAUCGUAAGCAGUUUGAAGAUUUUGUUUCGGCCAGGAACGAAAUUGCUCUAGACAUCGGUCUAGCUUGCCAGCAUCAUGGUGCUUCUAUUGAAUGCAUGGGAUGCAACAAACCUAUUCGGAGUGGAAGUAUUAUGGUUCAAGCUCCAAGGAUAGGGGAAGAGGUGGCGUUCCACCCGGCAUGCUUUACGUGCUCGGAGUGCGAUGAGCUGCUGGUGGAGCUGGCGUACUGCGCGUUGGAUGGCCGGCUCUACUGCGUGCGCCACUACUCCGAGCGCCUCAAGCCGCGCUGUCACGCCUGCGAUGAGCUAAUUUUCAGCGGCGAAUACACGAAGGCGAUGAACAAGGACUGGCACAGCGGUCACUUCUGCUGCUGGCAAUGCGACGAGUCGCUGACCGGUCAGCGCUAUGUGCUGCGCGACGACCACCCCUACUGCAUCAAGUGCUACGAGAGCGUCUUCGCCAACGGAUGCGAGGAGUGCAACAAGAUCAUCGGCAUUGACUCCAAGGACCUGUCGUACAAGGACAAACAUUGGCAUGAGGCGUGUUUCCUGUGCGCCAAGUGCCGCGUGUCGCUCGUCGACAAGCAGUUCGGCUCCAAGCUUGAGAAGAUCUACUGCGGCAACUGCUAUGACGCACAGUUCGCCAGCCGCUGCGAUGGCUGCGGAGAGGUCUUCCGUGCUGGCACUAAGAAGAUGGAGUACAAGACCCGGCAGUGGCACGAGAAGUGCUUCUGCUGUGUCGUGUGCAAGAACCCAAUCGGCACUAAGAGCUUCAUCCCGCGUGAGCAGGAGAUCUACUGCGCUGGCUGCUACGAGGACAAGUUUGCCACACGCUGCGUCAAGUGCAACAAGAUAAUAACUCAAGGCGGCGUGACAUACAAGAACGAGCCGUGGCACCGCGAGUGCUUCACGUGCACGCACUGCGACACGUCGCUGGCGGGACAGCGCUUCACGUCGCGUGACGACAAGCCCUACUGCGCCGACUGCUUCGGCGAGCUCUUCGCCAAGCGCUGCACGUCAUGCACCAAGCCCAUUACUGGUAUCGGCGGUACUCGCUUCAUCUCGUUCGAGGACCGACACUGGCACAACGACUGCUUCAUCUGCGCGCAGUGCAGCGCCUCGCUCGUCGGCAAGGGCUUCAUCACUGACGGCCAGGACAUCAUCUGUCCCGAGUGCGCCAAGCAGAAGCUCAUGUAAAUACCGCACCUCGCCCCGCCCACCGCGCGCCACGCCCCGCACCGCCCCGCCCACUCGCACACACAUACACACACUUUAAAGUAUACUAAUUUACGAUAAUAAUAACAUUGUACAAAGAAAACAACGAACAACAACACAAAUUAUAAAUCAACGAUUUUAUUGCGAUACGAUCCGAUCAUGUGUGCGUGUCACUAACGCUUAACAUCUCAACAUUGAAGUGUUAAAUCAUCUGCAUUGGCGGUAGAUUGUAACCUAAUAAAUGUGAUGCCUGGACCACGCAAGAUCUGUAAAGGAAUUAAUAUCUACCAAGAUAUAUUAUAUCUUCAUCUUGCCUAUUUACAAGAGAAUAAAAUAUUUUUAGAUGUUUUUGGUAGAAUUUACUAGCUUUAGCCUCGCCUCACGUGGACUCGCGGGCUUACAGCUUGGUGUGUUCCCGCUAAAUGUAUGAAAUGCUCACGAUGUUCUUGUUCACAUUUGCUUGUGCAGCGACAAAACGAUCCUACCGUUAGUCGCUAAAGCGCGGGAGUGGUGCGCGUUCCGAGAGCAGGGCACCGCGGGCGAGACCCUGCCCGACCUUGUCGACAAAACCAAUUUCAGAAAGGUCAUCCCUAAAUAACAUCUGACCGAUAUUUUUAUAAAGAAAAAAAAAGAAAAUGACAAAAAAAUGUGGAUGCACAAAUAAAGUAUUUAAUUUCGCUUCAUAUUACAGAAUUUUUAUUUAAGUUGUUUAUAUAUAUUGUUUGUUUUUAACUGUUGUUACUAAUUACGAUACAUCCACGCAGCCCAUACUUAUGUAAUUAGUUACGAUCGCUAAUCGCUGCGUUACACCGCUUCGGCUGUCUUAGACCUUCAGAUUAUUCUGUUAUAUUGUCAAUUCGUCUAGUGCAAUUCACACGUUGCCUUAAUAACAUAUCUAAGUCAAUUUGAAGAAUAUAUGUAUUUUAUUUAGUGUUCAUUGUCAUGUUUGAAGAUUAACGCGAGCCGUGUACCGACCCGCGGUAUAUUUUCAUAUUUAUUGCCAGAGUACUCGCGACUCCGGCGAGCUAUUUCAUCGAUAUAUUGCAUAACAUUGUAUAAGUGUAAGAAAUUUAAAAAAUAGUAAGUGUUAAGUAUUUAUUUUUAUGAGAAGGCACUUAUUACGCUGAGGGGAGGUAGAGGGGGGCCGCCGAGGUUGCCAUGUCGCGAUGUCGCGCAGUAGUAAAGUUGCCAUACGCCCGGCGGCCGGAGCUUCCUAACACUUAAAUAAGCGACUUACGUCGACUAGUUGCUACUAAUAAAAUAUUAAAAUUAUUUUUCGUUGUCAAACAGGACUUUGUUACGAUAAUUGAGAUGUUAUCGAUAUUUUUACAUUAUAUUUUCUAGUGUUAGAGAUAAGUAACAUCAGAGUUUCGAGACGACCACGACAUGUUUGGGGAUCACUUUAUAAGGGUUAAUUGUUAAGGGUUAAAUUAUUCAGAUGUUGAAAGUAUAUUUAUAAUAAAUGUGUACACAUAUAAACAAACCGCUUACCUGUGUGAUCUGAUCUAAUUAAUCUUUGUAUAAUCUGUACCCGUACGUCAUUGUAUAAACUAUCAAAUUUAAAUAAAACUAUUAAAAAGUAACUUAAU